CCUGGCAGCAGCAAGAGGAGGGCGGUACAGGGGCCCAUGGCAGAGUGGCGAAGCGUAAGCAGCUAAAAUUGAAGGCCAUACAGAGGCCUAUGAAUAAAAAAGUCCCCCCCAGCAGCAGUGUGGGGAGACGACUAUCAAGAGUCCAAUGGCAGAGUGGCGGAGCAGAAGCAGCUUCAAUUGAAGGCCCCAUACACAGGCCUAGGUUAAAAAGACCCCCCAGCAGCAGCGUGGGGAGAUGACUAUCAAGAACAGCGUGGGGAGACGACUAACAAGAGUCCAAUGGCAGAGUGGCGGAGCGGAAGCAG
Molecule: messenger RNA, 305 nt
Organism: Staurois parvus
Lineage: Eukaryota; Metazoa; Chordata; Amphibia; Anura; Ranidae
Source: the annotation of a GenBank genome assembly